AUGAAGCUCACUCUUGCUACAGGACUCGCAGCACUGCAGACCGUGUCUGCCCACACUUUAUUUACAACUCUUUUCAUCAACGACGUCAAUCAGGGCGAUGGUACUUGUGUACGCAUGCCCAUAACCCCAAGUAAUGCCACUUUUCCUAUUAUUGGCUCUCCAACGAGUAUCGAAAUGGCUUGCGGAAAUCGAGGGAACGCAUCCGUUCCUCGAACAUGUCCAGCUCCUAAUGGCGCUAAGCUGACCUUUACAUUUCGCGAAACUCCCAAUCUUUCUUCGCCUGGUGCCAUAGAUGCUUCUCAUAAAGGCCCUUGUGCCGUCUACAUGAAAAACGUUGAGUCUCCUAUGGUUAGACCAAAUGGCGACUCGUGGUUCAAGAUAUGGGACGAGGGAUACGAUGCCGUUACUUCGAAAUGGUGCACCGAGAAGUUAAUUGAUAGUAACGGAUUACUGUCAGUCAACCUUCCCGGUAACCUUGUCGGAGGAUAUUACUUUGUUCGCACAGAACUCCUUGCUCUUCAACAAGCAGACAAAUCUCCACCGGAUCCACAGUUCUAUAUUGGCUGUGCGCAAAUAUUUCUUGGUCCUGCAAAUGGUAGUACUAGUCUUUCUCCUCAGACUACGGUAUCCAUUCCAGGGUAUUUGAAUGCAACAGAUCCGGCGCUCCUGUUCAAUAUCUACACCCCAACUUGGCCAUAUGUGAUGCUUGGACCUGUGCCAUACAAUAGUUCGGAGAUGCUUGCAACUACAGUUCCUAACGUUGCACACCAAAUGUAUGGACUUUUACCAUCCGAUGCAAUCAUUACCAACGCCAACUGGUGGGCAACAGAAUUGGACUCUUACUCAGACGUUAAUGGGUGCUGGAAUGCAAGCAAGUCAUGCUUCGAACAACUUACAACAUGCUACGGCACUGCACCACCAACCGGCUCUGCAGGCUGCAGAAUCUGGGAACAGAGAUGCGACGACGUACAAUCUGCUUGUAACGCCAGCAUCUUCACCGGGCUCCCAAACGCGGGCAAGUCCUUGAUGCUACCGGACAACAAUCCAUACCCUAUUCCUGAUGCCGCUAGCCAGACUCCUGGUCAAGUCUAUGCCAGUCAGUACAUGAAUGCUGCGUUCCGAAACGGAUCAGCCAAUAACUCUAAGCGCGACUCGAGCACUUUUCCGGCUUUGGGGACAAUUUUCACAACCAUCACAAGCACACGCACCACCACGCUAUUACGAACCGUCAGUGCGCUUCCACCAAGCAUUGUUUCGAGUGUCGCUUUGUCGAAUUCGAGCAUGGUUAUCAGUACUGCUCAUGAUUUUGAGACGACCUCAAGUACUGUGAUGGCGAGCUUUCCAAUCUCAGCGCCAGCUACAUUAUCCAGUGCUACUAGUGCUAUCCCAUCAAGUACUUCUUCGAGUGGUGUUCUGUCAAACUUGAUUACGAUUUCUGGGACCCUUGCAACGAUCUCCAUCACAAUGGACUUCCAAUCCCAAAUUCCACCAGGUUCCACGACAAACAUCGGUGCCGCUCAGACAACCGGGCUAAGCUCCAUCGUCUUGACGAACAUCUCCUCAAGUGCCACAUCAUCCAGCUUAAUUGUACCGGCUUCUCUGACCCAAACUCCCGUGGUAUCGACUACAAACGUAGCGACUCUUCCGAAUCAAACGUCGACUGCUCAAGAUCUUCCUAUCGCCUACUCGUUAGCUGUACUCGGAGGAGACUCUGCUAUGCUUUCCACUUCGCCGUCUCCUUUAGGUCCAACGCCGACUGCUCAAGUUUUUGGAGGAGCACCUUCACAGCUUCCGCGUCCACGCUCUUCCACCGUCCCGCUUAGCAACGUUUCAAGUCCGGCUUCGACUAUGCCGCUUUUAACGAUUACCAAAAGCUCCUCAAGGGCAUUCGGGGAAAUCCCUGCCUCGACUGUGCUUCCUUCUAGCUUGUUGGCUUCAGCCACUCCAACCAAUACGCAAAAUCUGGUGGUUCCGACUUCGAGCUUAAGCAUGAGUAACAGUCCUACUUCAUUACCUCCAGCCACUCCAUCAACUACACCUAGCUCGCUGGUUCUUACCUCCAGCUUAAGCUUGAGCCAGACCCUCACCCCAAUAACCAUAGACACCUCAUCAAACACACAAACUUCACUACCUCCAACUUCAACCCUAGACUUGAUCGUGAUCCCCAAUCCCACCUCAUCGCCCUCAACAACAUCCUUCUACACGCAAGCUUCAGUGGCUUCGAGUUCCUCGAUCUUUUCCCUCCAGAUCAUACCCUCGUCCACCUCAGACGGCGGCGCAAUCACGAUCACGAUCCUGCCCGGUCAACCAGUCGAGGCUCUUGUAUCGAACCGUGCAGCGAAACCUGUGGAAAUUGCGAGCGGUGUGGAGGAUUUGAGGAGGGAGGAGAAAAAGAGUCGGUUGUUGGAGAGAAAUGUACGGAGGAAGAGGAGGGGAGGGGCGCUGUGGGAUGAGGGGUGGGGUGUUUUUGAAGGGGGGUUGUGA
Messenger RNA from Mollisia scopiformis, 2484 nucleotides. RefSeq lists its product as uncharacterized. Lineage: Eukaryota; Fungi; Ascomycota; Leotiomycetes; Helotiales; Mollisiaceae. The transcript is spliced from 3 exons. The coding region runs from base 1 to 2484 and encodes 827 amino acids. The record is from RefSeq and is a predicted model, not a curated record.